Molecule: messenger RNA, 5065 nt
Organism: Pseudoliparis swirei
Lineage: Eukaryota; Metazoa; Chordata; Actinopteri; Perciformes; Liparidae
Gene: pdxkb
Product: pyridoxal (pyridoxine, vitamin B6) kinase b
Exons: 11
Coding region: 400-1323 (307 amino acids)
Biological process (GO): pyridoxal 5'-phosphate salvage
Cellular component (GO): cytosol
Molecular function (GO): pyridoxal kinase activity
Source: RefSeq, a predicted model, not a curated record
CUGCACGUGACCCCCUCGCCGUUCUGGUCAGCUCGUGACACACAUUUUUUUUAAACCGCCAGUUGGCCACACGUCAACGGCGACGUUAAUAACGUCGUAACUGCCGCCGCCGAACCGUUGUGUGUGUGUGUGUUUUUGUGUACGUGUACGCGCGUCACCAGCGGCUCGCGCUCUCUCUCUCACACUCUCACCGUCACGCGCGCGCGCUGCACAUCACCCCCGCGAGCUCACCGCCACACAGCCGGUUAGCUCGCUAGCUAACGGCCGCGUCCUCCCAACUGCCAGCGUUCUGUCCCCCCCCCCCCUCCCCCCCUUCUUCUUCCCGGUGAUGCGUUGACGUGGUUAACGUUGAAGUAACGGAUUAUCGUCACCCCCUCCCUCGGCUGACCGGGAGCCGCCAUGGAGUGCCGCGUGCUGUCCAUACAGAGCCACGUCGUCCGGGGAUACGUGGGCAACAAGAGCGCCUCGUUCCCGUUACAGGUGUUGGGGUUUGAGGUGGACUCCAUCAACUCCGUCCAGUUCUCCAACCACACGGGCUACGCUCAUUGGAAAGGCCAGGUGUUGACGGCAGACGAGCUGCACGUUCUGUACGAGGGAAUCAAACUGAACAACGUCCACCACUACGACUACGUUCUCACAGGGUACACCAGAGACACGUCCUUCCUGGAGAUGGUCGUGGACAUCGUGCAGGAGCUCAAGAGAGCCAACCCCAACCUGGUGUACGUUUGUGACCCCGUCCUCGGUGAUCAUGGAUCUAUGUACGUCCCUCAGAACCUGUACCCGGUCUAUAAGAACAAGGUGGUCCCCGUCGCCGACAUCAUCACUCCAAACCAGUUCGAGGCCGAAUUAUUGACGGGGAAGAACAUCAGCACAGAGGAAGACGCCCUGGAGGUCAUGGACCUCCUCCACGCCAUGGGCCCAGACACGGUGGUCAUCACCUCCUCCGACCUGCCCUCCAGACUGGGAGACCGCUUCCUGGUGUCGCUGGGCAGCCAGCGCCAAGUGCGUCCCGACGGCAGCAAGACGACGCAGAGGGUCCGAAUGGAGGUUCACAAAGUGGACGCCGUCUUCGUGGGAACCGGAGAUCUGUUCGCCGCCAUGCUGCUGGCGUGGACGCACCACUACCCCAACGACCUGAAGAUGGCCUGUGAGAAAACCUUUUCAGUGAUGCAUCACGUUAUCCAGAGGACAAUUUCAUACGCUCACAAGUUGGCGGGUCCCGGUCGGAAGCCCAGUCCGCCCCAGCUGGAGCUGAGGAUGGUGCAAAGUAAAGCUGACAUCGAAGACCCUGCUAUAGUGACGGAGGCCACGGUCAUAUCCUAACACCACCCAUCAGACUCAUGCUAACCUUUGACCCCCCACACCCCACCACCCUCGUGAAUCCCUCCCGUCCAGUAUCUCGGUGAAUCUCUCGUCACUGUAAAACUUUGACUGUCGUUUUCCAAAACGUUCAACACCUCAUCAUCCAGAAAAAAGACUAAAUAACCUUCGUAUUGUAACCCCCCCCCUCUCCCCCCAUCCCCCUGUAGUCAGUGUCCCGAACACCCUUGACCCCGUGACCCUUUGACCCCCAGACGAGAGCCACGGAUAGACAGUUAAGUCUAUGUCACACAGUUGUUGUUGUUUUUAGAAAGCCGUAUACAUAUAUAUAUUUAUAUAUAUAUAUUUAUAUAUAUAUAUAUAUAUAUAUAUAUAUGAAAAAAUAAUAAUACUGGUAAUACUAAGGGAUAUGAAGUGGGGUAUGGUUAAUUAGGAGGUCCGAUCCCUCGGCACAACAGAGAACUCGUUUUUGAUUUGUUAAAGUCCCAUUUUGACCAAGAUGUCAUAUUUGUGAUAGAAAAAGGCAUUUUAAUAAUACGUAAUACGAGGACGAAUCGAGUUCUCGUACUUCUGGUAAAAACACUGAUUUGAAAGAUUCUCUGUCUUCGAAUCCAAAUGUCUGUUUUAAAUUAUUUCAUUUUAUUUUUGAAGAAGUCCGGUUUCAUACGGGCGGAAACGAUAAUUAAUAAUUUAAUUCACUGCCGCUAAAGCUGCAGAUAUUCUUUUCCCACACUUGUAGAAGAAAGGUGUCACACACACGCGCACACGCACACACGCACACGCACACACACGCCGGUUGAUGGAGACCAACAGGGCCACAUCCUGCAGAACAUUUCUCCACAACGUGAUCUGAACUGAUUUCAGCUGCCGAUGCUCCGAAGCUCUACCUCUAAAUUGUUAAAAAAACAAACUUUGCCUUUUUGCUUUUUUACUGCCACUCCACUCAACUUGCGUAUACAUAUCUAAAUACUUAUUUUUGACACACACACACACACACACACACACACACACACACACACACCAGUUGCCAGGUAGCAGCACUUGUCUCUCCGUGGCUCUGCACACCACUAUUUCAACCCCCCCCCUCCCCCGUCUUAAAGCAGUGAUGUAAUGGUGACCAAGUAUAACCCCCCAUAAAGAACCCCACCCCACCCACCUUUAAAAUAUAACAAAAGAAAAAAAGACGCACAAUGUAUAGUUGAUGUAUAGAUGUUGUACUCUAACUGUAUUGGACCAUCUGUAUGAUAUCUUCGAUUGGACCAUUGUGUUGAUGCUACUGUACCAUAGUCAUACACACACGGUGACCCGAGACCUUCGGGCUGGUUCUGGCACCUUGGGGGGGGGGGUCUCCGGGCCGUUGUCUCACAACAGUACCUGGUAACCGUCGUCUUAAUAGUUGUAGUGUGUCGUUGAACUUCUUCUUUUAAAUCGCAGCGCAGCAGAAAAUGCAAAACAAUACAAUAAAAAAUAAAAAAAGGGCAACGUGAGCCGAGCGAGAACCUCGGUGGCAGAACCAACCCGGUUCCCCUAACCGUGAACCCAGAACCCUAUAUCUGAGAGGUGUGCCACGGAAUUUACUGAAGGCAUCGAGAAGUUGUGACCCAUCACCUCUCUCACCCCCCCCCCACAGUCCUUUUUGUUGUCUUUGUUUAGGCCGCUCCUCACUCCACUGUUGCCACGGCAACAGACAGGAUGAGUUUUAAUUAUAUUAAUAAUGAUUUAAUUAAUCAAGAUUUAUUUAUUUUUAUUUAUUUAAAAUCCAUAAUUUAAUUGAGUUAUUCUGAUAUUUCAUAUCUGGGAUUCUUUAUUUAUUUUCUAUUAUUUCCGUCUACAUAAUGAAAACCUAAAAGUGAAAAAUAGAAACAUUUUCAAUUAACGUUGAUUAAAAAAAACUGAAUCUGGAGCCGAGAAGCGUUUUGCGUUAAUUAUUGUUAUUAUUAUUAAUAAUUAUUUAAACUAUUGCCAAAGUUUAAGCGAGCUAUGUGCAAUACGACACGGAUGAGCUGUUAACUCCUCUAAACACAAGAUACUCGUUUUCUGGAUUACUCAGAAAACCUUUUUAUUAUUUUAAAUAAAAAAUAAAAAGUUUUAUGAUUUGAGGAAACCAACUCGGUCUUUCAACCAGCUCAUGAACCUGCUACCUGGAGCGAUAAUGUUACUUUAAAUAUAUUUUUUGUUGAUAUUAGUCAAUCUGCUGCUCGUGCUUUCAUCAUAAUUCAUUUUAAAAUGGCGGCCAGAGCGGCGUGGAGUUCCUCCGUCGGUCAUGACGGUGUUUUGCGGUCGGCGCCGCAGGAAAUGAGAUUCUAACGACACUUUUAACUCGCCUCAGUAUCUCGUUGCUUUCUGAUUUUAAUGUUAACGAGACUGCUAACAUUUCAACAAACCAAAUAUAUACAAAUAUAUAUAUAUUUAUAUAUAUAUGUAUGUAAACCCGCUGGAUAUUGGGUUCUGGGCGGUCCGGUGUGGUUCUGUCCUGCUGUUGUUUCUCUAUGGACUGUACUGUGAUACUGCCUUAGGAACCUAACGUCGGAGGAGGAGGAGGAAGAGGAGACAUAAUGUAGGUACCUUUGAUGCACAUUCCUGUUCUGCAGACGCAAAGAAAAAGUUAUUUACAUUUUUAUAGUUUUUUUGGGGGGGUUUAGAAAAUGACAGAAAAUUAUGAUCACAUUGUCCUUCAAAUGUUCUUUUUUCAAUUUUUUUUACUCAAAAAUAUUCGACGAUGUAAUGCUGCAAAGCAGCGGGAACUUUAUUUUAAUAUACAUUUUUAAAAAUGAUUUAUCUAACGAUGACGGUGGGAGAGAGAAAAAAAUGCAGUCUCAUUUUGAGAAUAUACAAAAAAAAUACCUGUGUGUGAGAGAGUGUGUGUAUAUAAAUGUCCUCUAUGGUCACAGGGUUGUGUGUGUGUGUGUGUAAUGAAAGAGGAACUUUCAAAGGUUUAAAAAACAAACAAAAAAAGAAAGAUGUAAAUAGUGUUGAUGAGGAGGGGCGGGAUGUUCAAGAGGAGCGUCAUUCACCACUUUCAUUUUCCCCUAUCUGCUUAAACAAAUGGAGGUGUGUGUGUGUGUGUGUGUGUUAGAUGGCAAUGCUGUACCCUGGGAGUGUUUUUUUGGGGGGGGCGGCGCCACGAUUUUCACUUUUUUUUAAUGUCAUAUCAACGGUUUUUCGGCUUGAUGGGCAGCUCUGGCGAACUUUCACAAUAAAAGGCGUUUAAUUCAAAGUCUAAAUUACGCGACAACUUCCCACAUCACUCGCUUUUUUGGGGGAGGGCUAAAUUAACAGAUUGGAUGGUGGAACCAUAACUAAGCGGGACCAACUUCAACCCCCCCCAUCUCCUCUUGCGAUGAACCCUCUCAUCCUCAUCAGUUUGGUUAAAAAAAUGGCUGCCCCCCUAAAAAUAAAUAAAACCUCCAAUGGUCAACCCAUCUGUCUUCGACCGUGGUCCUCUCCUCCUCUCCUCUUCUCCUCUCUUUCCGAUUGACUGUUUGUGUCUCCGCCAUCUUGUUUUUUAGUUGUUUUUUUCUUUCUGUUUCUUGGUGGCCAAAAACAAAAACAGAGGAAAUGUACUGAUCAUCGUUCGGUAACUGUUUUUAGUGCUAUGUUUUUGGAGAGGUACGAGUAUUUUCUAACAUGUUACAAUAAAAGAUUGUAGUGUACAAAUUCACAUUUAUAAAAUAUAUAUAUAUAGAUAUAUAUGAGAAAUGUAUGUUCUAAUGCAAUAAAGAGAGAUUAAGAAUUAUGAAAAUCA